UCUGCCACAAAAAGCCGCCAGCUCCUCCUUCGGCCUCGCCAACAGGAAGCCGUUGAUCAGCGCUCUUCCUCCUGCUGCACUCGGCGUCGAUUUUCUGCGUGUGCACGUCUUUAACCGGAUCAGGGUUCAGAGGCGGCCGAGUGGAGGGGUGGCAUUCCAUCGCCAAGGUCUCUCACUUCUUCUCGCGUUUCCCAGAGAAAUGCCGAGAGCGAGAAGGACAGCAUCGCUGGUCCAGUUCGCUGACACUCGCAUACUUUCCACACGAAACAGUUGGCGACGGUUGGAAAAGCACCUGCUGCACCCAGGCCCACGGGACGGUGGACGGUUAUGGGCGAAGUGACGUGAAACCGACUCGAGGACUCGAGGACGGAGUGCAGUGUUCUUUGUGCGGUGCUCGGCGCGGACGUUACCGUGGAGCGGAGACCGAUGGCAGACCCAUAUUAGCUCGCUCCACCAUGUAAACCGGCCCGACCAUGUCGUCCCCGUCGCCCGACCCGCAGAAAGCCGCCGAGCACACCUACCAGUCGAGCGAGACCAGCGACCACGGCCUCCUCGCCCAUGGCCACCCAUGCCCUUGCGCCGACAAGCCCGUCGACUCCUCCAAGAGCGAGUUGCACGGCCACUGCCUGUCCAAGUCCUCGCACCACCACAACAUCAUCAGCUUGAGCCACGUGCCGGCCAACACCAACCACAUCCACCCCAUCAACCAGUCGGUGCACGUGCACGUGCACGCUUCGCCGAAGACCGCCCACUCGCCGAAGAUCGUCCCUUCCACGUGCACGUGCCACCUGCAGGAGGACGCCGACGCCAUCGCCGAGGCGGAGGUGGCGCAAGGUCGGAAGCUGGAGGCCGACGACCGAAUCGAGGUGUCGAACCUGCCGCCGGCGCUGCCGCCGCGUCCGCCUCCCAGGCCUCGCCUGGACGGCACGCUGAGCUCGAGGCACAGAGCCAGGAGCUCCAAUCCGAGCCACAGCGGCAUCCGCAAGUACGUCUUCUGGUGCUGCGCCUGCGGCGGCAUGGCCACCAUCCUCGGGGCGCUCUUUCUCGCCGUCUACUUCCUCCUCCGUUCCUACACUUCCACCCUCGGCUACUUCGAAACGAUCCCGACUUUCGUGCCUGCCACCAUGUUAAUCCUGACCGGUUUGUGCGUCAUGAGCUUAGCAAGAAGGAAAAAUCGAUACAGUUACUUGAUCAAAGUUUGCGGUUUGUGUUGCCUCGUCUGCGCCCUCACUUGCGUUUUAGUCACCAUAACGACCACAGUCAUUCACAUGAACCGCCUCCAGACCUUGAGGGAGUGCGUGUACACGCAGAAAACACGUACCUGUAUAUGCUACUCGGUGCUGCUGGAGUCGCACGUGCACGCUGACGACGAGAUCAAGUUUGUGUUCAACUCCACGCCGGAUUGCGAAGUCAUCCACGGAGCGCUGUAUUCGUGUCUUCGGGCGAUGUUCGGUCUCUCGGUCAGCGGGAUCUUAGUCUGUAUAUUUUCCUGUAUGUUAGUUUACCAGUUGUUAAGCCACGAGAAGAAGAAGAUGUAUUGGGAGCAACUGGAGCUGAGGUGUCGUUCGUUCUACCAGCAACACACGAGCGGCCCUACCAGCACCCACGGGUCCGUCAGAGGUCCACCCAUCACACCUACUACCUACUGCAGUUGCUGCGAAGAAUGUCGCUACCCUCCGCUACCAAUGGGUCCGCAGGUGUACCCGUGGGACUCGCACCACCCUACUGACAGGUUUUGGACUCCCGGCCGCGUUGGUAACUUUUACUCCCCCAACCCCGGUGAGGACGGUCCUCCGGAUACCACGAACCGCGAGCGCGCCCAGAGCGGCUGGAGCUGGCGCCGGCUCCCCUGGAACCGCGGCAACAACACCCAGAACGACCCCCCUCGAGACAACUCGCUCACUUACCAGGGCACCAGUAGCGCCGACAGCCAAUACGGGUUCACUAACCGGUCUGGAGGCGAGAACGUCCUCCAAGGCGACCCCAAUACCGGCUCCACCGGGUCCUACAGCGUCCUGGAUAACCGGCCCCCUAUCGGGGGCGUGUACGUGUGGGGUCCGCCGCCCCCUUACUCCAACCCCAACUCGCCGGCGCGGCGGCCGCUGCAGUCCCCCGCGCGCUACCACCACAUCCACCACCACCUGCACGGGCACGAGUCCCACUGCCAGAUGAGCGAGGAGGCGCAGUUCCGGGGGUCGCGGAGGGCGCGCAUGCAUUGUAAUAAAGACAACUACGAGAACACGACGGAGGCGGAGGUGCAGCAGGUGAAUGAUAACGGAGAGAGCACGGAUAGUUCGAGCUGCGUAGAUAGAAUCUCGCAUACGCUACCGGUGAGGAAGAUGAAGAAGAAGAACGAUAUGGCGUCGGUGAAGUCGACAAAUCAGGGAAAUAGUAGGACGAAUGUGCAGAAUGUGUUUGGUCAAGGGAAGGAGGAGGCGAAGAACGAGGAGGAGCACAGCUACCACGAGCCGAGUGUGCCGGACAAGGGCAAGCCGAAGGGGGACAUGCAGCAGUGCAGGUUUUUACCGAGGUUGCAGGGGGUGGAGAAUGCGGCGUUCCAAAAGCAGGAAAACAGUCCACAAAAGCCGGAGACGUCGGAGUCGGAGGUGUACUUUGCGGAUGUGAGUAGUUGCUGUAACAUCUCGGUGCGCAACGACGGACAAGACUCUUCGCUCUACGACGAAGCUCUGGAAAGUCAGAAAGCGCGAUUGAUGUCGCUACAGAAACCAGAGUGUAAGGAACAAAACCAACUCCUGCAGAACUUCCAAGAGAACAUAUCUUCGUCUACGGUUACAGAAGACGAAGAUUAUUUAGCGCACCGAAUGGGCAACCGCCAAAUGUCUACAAGAAGUCGCAUGCCCUUUCCCUUACCCAGUUCCGACGAGCUCAACGAGUUCUCAGCGGAAACCUGCAUGCAACUCCUCCCCAAAGACAUCUCCCAGAACAGUCUCUGCAGUAGCGUGCAGACCCCGAUGACCGAAACCACCGACGACGGGUUGACUCCCGUAGACUGUUGCAACUACUUCCCGGAUAAACCUUCGGAGCACCACCGGCCCUUCACCGAGCACUUUCUAGCCCCGGACGCGCAAUACGAAGUCGUCCAAGACCAAGUUCGCCAAAACUCCAGCAACCUCACGAGCACGAUCUCCGGUUUAAACAACUUCGGUCCUAAUUACUACAACCAGACCAAGCCCAACUUCAACUACAAUACUAACAGUCCAAAGAACGUACCGCCAAAGAGCUUAAACUUGAAUCCUCAGUCUCCCAGUAGGAGGAACAUCGGUUCGAAUAUUUCAGCGCUUAUACAGAAUCUGGGUGGGAAUCCGGCGGGGUUGCUUUACGGGGAAGCUAACAGUGCCGACGACGAGGAGAUUCAGGGUCAGGCGUGUCAUAGUGACGGGACCAUGGAUUCGGGAUGGCACAGUGGCUCGGAGAAAAUCGAAAAUAAGAAGCAGGAAAACAAUGAACCUGUUAAUGUGUGAUGUGCGUCACCGGAAGACGAUACGGACUGAAUGGACAUUGUAACCGCAAAUGUGGGUUUUGAUAUCUUUGGACGUUAAACGAGAUAUGGUUGUUCUAUAUGUACCUACUUAUAUUUUGUAAUAAAGUGUUAAAUCAU
Molecule: messenger RNA, 3619 nt
Organism: Zophobas morio
Lineage: Eukaryota; Metazoa; Arthropoda; Insecta; Coleoptera; Tenebrionidae
Exons: 6
Coding region: 474-3482 (1002 amino acids)
Source: RefSeq, a predicted model, not a curated record